GCCUUUGAGUCCUAAUCCAGGGCAGAAGAUCCCCCGACCUCCUGUCACCAGGACCCUAAACAACAUCGAGUCUGUGAACUUGUUAAACUUCACGUGUCAGACUGGGAACUCUCAGCAUCUGGAAAGGCGUCUUACUUUGACUCUCUUGGCUCCAGCUACUGGUUUAAAGUUCGGUGACUGGUGUCGUUACUGGAGAAUCAUGCUCGUUACUGGACUCGAGUAACGGUGGAGUGAACCAGCAACACACACACACACACACACACUCACUCGCACACACACUCGGUGGAGAGACAAUGUGGUGGUUCCAGCAGGGUCUGUGUUUCCUGCCCGCCGCUCUGGUCGUCUGGACGUCGGCGUCCUUCGUCUUUGCGUACAUCACAUCGGUGGUGCUGAGACAUGUGGAUCCUCUUGUGCCGUACAUCAGCGACACAGGAACGAUGGCACCAGAGAGGUGUGUGUUCGGCAUCAUGCUGGAUGUGUCGGCCUUUUUAGGUAUUGCCACGGUCUACGUGCGUUACAAACAGGUGGAGGCUCUGACGGGUGGAGACAAGCUCACGCUCCACAGACUGAACCGCUUCGCCCUGCUGCUCGGCUGGACCAGCUCCCUCGGGAUGUGCGUGGUCGCCAACUUCCAGAAGACCACGCUGUUCGCCAUGCACCUGUUGGGGGCGGUGCUCACCUUCGGGGUCGGGGCCCUCUACAUCCUGGUUCAGGCAGUGCUGUCGCUCAAGAUGCAACCUCACGUGCACAGCAGGGGCAUCUACCUGAUCCGCCUCGGCAUCGGAGUCUGGACCCUGGGCAGCAUCAUCUCCAUGUUUGUAUCGUCAGUCAUCUUGUACAGCAGUUUACCAGGAGUGGACUUACCUCACAAACUGCACUGGACUCCUGGAGAGAAGGGUUACACGGCUCACUUGAUCAGCACCGUGUCGGAAUGGUCUCUGGCUUUCUCCUUCAUCAGCUUCUUCCUCACCUACAUCAGAGAUUUCCAGAAAAUAAACUUGCGAGCGGAGGUGGAUUUGCAGAGCAGCCACCUGUACGACUCUCCCCAUGGGAGCUUCGCGGAUUCACAUCCUCACAAACGUGAAGCGUCCGAGUCUUCUCCGCUGCUGGCCGGAGGAACGUGACCCACCAGAGGGCGUCUGAAGAAAAACUGCUUCUUCUAAACACGUUUAACAGUUUCUUCUAGAGAGUUUCUAAAAGCUGUGCUGGCUCUUAAAGGGUCAGUCCGCCCAAACGUACCCGCUGUCCUCCCUCUGCCUGUAUCUAUCAUAGAGAUGCCAAGCGGUGGAAUUUUGUAUAUCUCUUUUUAUAUUUUAAAUGUGAGCCAAUGGUUCUAUAAACUGUCAGGGGAGAAAACACUAUGUAUGGUUUCCAGUCCAUCUUGUUCAGCUUACAGCAGCCUAAUGGUUUUUUAAAGACUGUGAUUUUAAUGCCUUGUUCUGAGGAGGGUUUUAAUAUUUACAGCUUUUAUUGAAGCCGGGGACGUAUCACUGACAACAGCUUAACAUUUUACCUGCUGGGGAAUCAGAAGAUUAAUUAACGUGCGUUAGUGCUAACCUGUCGAAUAAUUACACAUUUCUAUGCUAAUGUAACUGUUUUUCAUCAAUCAAUACAUUUUUAUGUAAGUAUUUGUAUUCAAGUUUCACUAAUAUAAUGCAAUAAUAAAAAAAUAUCCCCCAAAAA
Molecule: messenger RNA, 1683 nt
Organism: Platichthys flesus (European flounder)
Lineage: Eukaryota; Metazoa; Chordata; Actinopteri; Pleuronectiformes; Pleuronectidae
Gene: dram2b
Product: DNA-damage regulated autophagy modulator 2b
Exons: 8
Coding region: 294-1124 (276 amino acids)
Biological process (GO): regulation of autophagy; photoreceptor cell maintenance
Cellular component (GO): lysosome
Source: RefSeq, a predicted model, not a curated record